AUGUUGUCAUCCCUGGCAUUUUUGGCAGUGCCAUUGCUACUCGCUGGCUUACAGGCUACCGCAGUGGGCGCAAUCUCGCCCAUUUCCGCCGUCGGCUCCAAGUUCUUCUACGAGAACGGCACCCAGUUCUACAUCAAGGGUAUUGCUUAUCAGCUUACCCCAAGUGACCCGCUUGUCGACACUGCCCAAUGCAAGCGCGAUAUUGCUCGGAUGUCCGAGCUGGGCACCAACGCGAUCCGUGUGUACCACGUGGAUCCCCAUGCUGAUCACAAGGGCUGUAUGUCGGCGCUCGCCGAUGCUGGAAUCCACUUGUUCGUCGAUUUGGACACUUUCAAUACCCAGAUCGAACAGAACGAGCCUCACUGGAACCAGACCCAGUUUGAUCACUUCAAGGAGGUGCUCGAUGAAUUCCAAAAGUUCGACAACACUGCCGGUGUCCUGGUCGGAAAUGAGGUGCUCACCACGGCCGAUGGCUCCGCUGCUGCCCCCUAUGUCUUGGCGGCUGCUCGCGAUAUCAAGGACUACCGUGAUAAGAAGGGCUAUCGCGAGAUCCCCGUUGGCUACUCUGCAGCUGAUAUUGCUGAUCUGAGACCUAUGCUGCAAAACUACAUGGCCUGUGCCAAGAAUGCAUCCGAGCGCUUGGACUUUUACUCGCUGAACGCCUACGAAUGGUGCGGUGAGUCUAGUUAUGAACAGUCUGGAUACAAUAUUCUACAGAAGAACGCGACUGACUACCCAAUCCCUAUCUUCUUCUCCGAGACUGGCUGCAACACCCCCUCACCUCGCACGUUCGAGGACCAGGCCGCCAUCUUUGGUGAGCACAUGUCUGAUACUUGGUCUGGAUCGGUUAUAUACGAGUGGAUUGAGGAGACAAACGACUAUGGGUUGAUCAGCUACGGACCUUCUGUCGACGCUGCGACUGCGACCGCGAGCAGCAUCGAGGAUGGCUUUACCCGCAGGGGCACACCGACGCCCGUGUCCCCUGAUUUUAAGAACCUCAAGUCUCAGUGGGCUACUCUGCACCCGACCGGAGUUGCCCUUUCCGCCUAUCGCAAGAGCGCAUCCAGCCUCACCGCCAUCGAGUGUCCUGCCUCGACCUCUGGUGGAUGGGCAGUUGACCCAAGCUCGCCGCUUCCUACCUUGGGACAGACCUUUAAUAAGAAGGGAUCUGAUUCCACAACGACCGGUAAGAACAACAAGGCUACUAUUGUUGGCUCAAGCGGUUCUGCCACUGCAUCGGCAACAAAGGAAGGCACUGCGCACUUUGUGACCGUCGGCUCGCCAGUUACUGAGCGCUUGCUUGCUGGAUCUUUGGUGCUGUCUGGUCUGCUGGGUGCCGUUGCCAUUUGGCUUUGA
Molecule: messenger RNA, 1356 nt
Organism: Penicillium verrucosum
Lineage: Eukaryota; Fungi; Ascomycota; Eurotiomycetes; Eurotiales; Aspergillaceae
Gene: gel6
Product: putative 1,3-beta-glucanosyltransferase
Exons: 4
Coding region: 1-1356 (451 amino acids)
Biological process (GO): fungal-type cell wall (1->3)-beta-D-glucan biosynthetic process
Cellular component (GO): fungal-type cell wall; cytoplasm
Molecular function (GO): 1,3-beta-glucanosyltransferase activity
Source: RefSeq, a predicted model, not a curated record